This is a messenger RNA of Colletotrichum godetiae, 1641 nucleotides long. Its product is annotated as aldo/keto reductase. Bases 1 to 1641 code for a protein of 546 amino acids. NCBI's taxonomy places the organism in Eukaryota, Fungi, Ascomycota, Sordariomycetes, Glomerellales, Glomerellaceae. The record is from RefSeq and is a predicted model, not a curated record. The transcript is spliced from 5 exons.
AUGGCGGCAAGUUCAGAAGGCCAAAGCGUUAAGACGGCGCACGUCAACAUGAUGACGGACACCAUAAUCACAAAUCUCCCCGCUGAGAAUCUCCGGGUAAUCAUGCGUUCGCUAUUGGCCGCGCAUCCAGACAUCACCGCAACUUUCGAGGCUGAGACAAGAACCUACAUCAAAGAUGUAGCGUUACCAGCAGCUCAGGAAGAGCUGUCUUCGGAAGCAUCAUUGAAGAAGACACAGACGACAAUCCGUUGCAUGCUAGGAUGCGGGCUCAGUCUAGAGAGCCUCCCGCUCAUUACCAGGGUGGUCAGGGGCGGCAUCAAGCUUCUCAUUGUCCCAGAGACCACCAAAGAGAAUACAACUGCUGUCUUGGCGUCUGUUGAUGGCGACAUUGUCCAGAUCAUGACCGCCAUUGAGAAAAGACUGCUAGCAGCCGCUCGCGAAAGUCUUCUGGAAGACGAACGCGAUGCUGUGACCAGCUUGCAUAAGUCUCUUGUCGAGUGCAGAGUCAGUAUAGAAGAGAAGGGGCUGGAAUACCCCUACGCGAGAGCACUUUUCGCGACUUCCAUGCUUCUUGGAGAACCACUUCCUGUCUUCAAUCUGCCGUCGAGCGAUUCAUCGGGUCUGUGUGCAUCCCUCCCAGGCCCUGUAGAUGCGAAGGAGAUGUUUGAGAUGAACGGCUUCAGACUGCCUAGAUUGUUCACCGGGCUUUGGCAAAUGUCUAGCCCAUCCUGGGGCUCAGCGCCUACAUCCAAGAUCAUUGCUCAAUUCUCUAAACACAUGGAAGUAGGUCUUUCAGCGUUCGAUAUGGCGGACCACUACGGCGAUGCCGAGAUUAUCUUUGGCCGCUUCUGUUCGUCUUAUCCAUUCAGCGAUUCAACAUUUGCAGCGACCAAGUACUGUGUCUUCAACCCGAUGACAGUUACGCGUGCUGCUAUACGAGCCAAUGUCGCUGAAAGGUGCCGAAGGCUGCAGACAGACAAGAUCGACUUGCUCCAAUUCCAUUGGCAAUUCUAUGAGGACCCUCAGUAUGUGGAGGCUUUGCGUUUCCUUGAAGAAGACCCCCGCGUCAAGACCUUAGGACUCUGCAAUUUCGACACUGAGCACAUGAAAGUCGCAAUUGACCAAGGCAUCAAAAUUCAUUCGAAUCAAGUGCAGUUUUCGUUGAUCGAUAGCAGGCCAGAGGUUCACAUGGGCAAGGUCUGCCAGGAACACGACAUCAGACUCCUGACUUACGGAACAUUGUGUGGUGGAUUCCUCGCUGAAAAGUGGCUGGGAAAGGGGCAACCGGAUCUCUACGAUGAGGCGAUCACGCCCAGCCAGCGCAAGUAUUAUGCCAUGAUCCGCAGUUGGGGAGGGUGGGAUCUGUUCCAAGAUCUCUUGCAGGUGCUUAAAACAGUCGCAUCAAGACACAGCGUCAGUGUUUCCAAUGUGGCCACUCGUUGGGUGUUGGACUUCCCCUAUGUCGGGGCGGUCAUCGUUGGGACUCGAAUGGGCAUCAGCGAGCGCGCGGAUGAGAACCUAGCGAGUCUGGGAUGGUCUCUAAGCCAGCAGGAUCGAGAGCUAAUUGAAGAGGUUUUGAAGAAGAGCAGAAGGCUAGAGAUGUACGAGGCGAUGGGAGACUGUGGAGGAGAGUAUCGCUAG